UCUCCAUCAUCCUGCCGCCGAGAUGUCCACUCCAGAUAAUCAGGGAGGUGCCUCAGAAGAUGGGGGCCCGGCAGCUCCGGCCCCAAACCUGACCAGCAACAGGCGGCUGCAGCAGACUCAGGCGCAGGUGGACGAGGUGGUGGACAUCAUGCGCGUGAACGUGGACAAAGUCCUGGAGAGGGAUCAGAAGCUGUCGGAGCUGGACGACCGAGCCGACGCCCUGCAGGCCGGAGCCUCGCAGUUUGAGAGCAGCGCCGCCAAACUCAAGAACAAGUACUGGUGGAAAAACUGCAAGAUGAUGAUCAUGAUGGCCAUUAUAGGUGUUAUAUGUGUCGGAGUCGUUUUCUUGUACUUCUUCUACUGAGCUGCUCUUCACAGUCGGAUGGAUGCACGAGUCGCAGGACAAGCACCACCACGCCAAAUCCAGCCUCUCCUCCUCCUUCACCUCCUGCCCUUCAUCCGUCUUCCUCAGAAGCCUCCCUGCAUGGCAUGUGAAGAGCUCCAGUCAGUGCCUCCUCUUCCUCUCUCUGCUCCUCUGUGUCCAGUUGGGAAAUAUUCAUGUAUAUGUUCUUAUAUUUGACUUGUUGGGUGCAUCAGAUCUGUUUCUGCAUCACGACAUUUUAACACAGUGGGGUGAAUUUGAAGUUAAAAGGAAAGGAGAGUUGAUGCACUUCUACUUCCUGGUUCUGAUUUUAUUGCCCUUCUUUAAAAAUGUCUGACAAGAAAUGAACAUAAACCUUUUUUUCUGCUGCAGGUUGAAAAGAUGAAGUUUGUAUGGCUUUAUUGUGCAUGAUGUUUAACAUGAUGUUAUGAAAGGAUUGGUGCACGUGAAGUCAGAAGGCAUGAAUUAAUAAGCCAUAAAUACUCCAAAGUAAAGACCCAAUGAGUUAGACUUCUGAGGGGAGGUUUAAAGUAGAAGAAAAUGAACAUACGACACAAGAUGAGCAAUUUUCUAUCAGUUUUAAUUUACAUAUUCAUGUAGAAUAAGAUUUAAAACCAGGUUCUUGAAGUUGUCGUUGCAGUUUUUGCUCCUGAACAAGCAGGAAUAAGUUUGGUGUCGAGUCUGCUGCACAAACACGGAGUCACUUUCCUGCAAACAUUCAGACUUUAUAUUAAAUAUUGUGCAUCAAGAGUUACUCUGCAGAUUGAAUCAUUAGUCAAGCAUCACCUCUCCUCACCUGGGUCCAUCACUUCCCGUUGUUCCCCUCUCAUCCUCUCAUCCUGCUGUAUGUACAUGUAAUCAUACAGGAACUGCGCCCCCUGGCUGUCAGCGUUGGUACUGCUGGAUGCCGCUCUCUUGAGGAAUAGGAACUCUCCCUGUAUAAAUAUAAUCUGUUCUUGUGUGUCCAGCCUCAGUCUGAGUUCAUGUGAAUCUCCUCUCUGUGUUUUUAAUGUCUCGUGAUCCGACCUCUCGUCUUGUGUUUUCUGUGUAACGCUUGAAUGUGACUCAUCUGUAUAAAGAGAUUUAUGAGUGUGUGUGUGUGUGUGUGUGUGGAUAUCUAACAUGAGAUUGUAUAUAUUAAAGGUUUCAUUAUUUAAAGUGGAAGUAAAAAGUGGUUAAAUUGACUUUGAGCAUGGAUCUAGCCGAGGGGACCCUGGAAUGAAAAUGAGAAACAUU
Molecule: messenger RNA, 1618 nt
Organism: Notolabrus celidotus (New Zealand spotty)
Lineage: Eukaryota; Metazoa; Chordata; Actinopteri; Labriformes; Labridae
Product: vesicle-associated membrane protein 1-like
Exons: 5
Coding region: 23-364 (113 amino acids)
Biological process (GO): vesicle-mediated transport; vesicle fusion; SNARE complex assembly
Cellular component (GO): SNARE complex; plasma membrane
Molecular function (GO): SNAP receptor activity; syntaxin binding
Source: RefSeq, a predicted model, not a curated record